CAUCAGAUGUUUCCUCAUGGCAGCUCCGAAAAGGCUGUGUACGAAUUUUGCUCCUAGUUGGAUAUCCCAAAAUGCCGGGAAUUCGGGAUUUAAGGAUGUUAAAAGUGGACACGGUGGUAAAGUGGAAUCUCUACUGGAUAUUUGUGCUAAAAUUGUGGCGGAAAACAUCCCAUUUCAGACCGUAGAACAACGUUUCGAUCGAAUCCCCGAACCCGUUCAGGGGCGAAUCGUGUUCUGGUCCUUCCCUCGUAACGAAAAGGAUAUUUGUAUGUACUCCUCCUUCGCAAAUUGUGGGAAGGAUGGCGCAGAAAAUCAAAAACUUCCCUUCCAUCAAGGAGUAAGACUUCUAGAAAAUGGUGCUGUUGAUAGUGUUUUACAAAUUGGAUUUCACCUUAGUGGGACAGUAACAGAACCUGCCAACCCCUUGUAUACCACGGAGCCAGACAAUACAUAUCAAGUGUCUAUCAACUUUGAUAGGUGUAAAAUUACCUCAGUAAAAUGUGGCUGUGGAGACAAGGAUAUAUUUUGGUGCAAACAUGUGGUGGCAUUAUCCUUAUACCGGAUACGAAAGGCCGAAAGUGUACAACUCAGGGUCCCUAUAUCAGAAACACUUUUACAGAUGAGCCGGGAACAACUGCAAAAGUUUGCGCAGUAUUUAAUAGCAGAACAUCACUCAGAGGUCCUUCCAACUGCGCAGAAAAUAGCUGAUGAAAUUUUAUGUGCAAAGUCAGAGAUCAAUCUUCUUCCAGGUGCUCCUGACCCCACCGCUGGUGCUUCUGUGGACGAUGACAAUAGCUGGCAUUUAGACGAAGAACAAGUGCGGGAAACUGUGCGAUCCUACCUGUCUCAAGAUGGCUACAUCACAGUGUCGAAUCAACUCACCUUUAUGUUCGCAAAGGUACGAGAGAUGUUGCGUGCUAGAGACUCCAAUGGUGCUAGAAUGCUGACACUGAUCACGGAACAGUUCCUUGCUGACCCUCGCCUCCUCGUGUGGAAGUCCCAAGGUCAACCCAUGACUGACAAGUGCCGACAACUUUGGGAUGAACUAGGUGCUCUCUGGGUGUGUGUUGUGCUCAACCCAAACUCCACCAUGAUAGAAAAGGAACAUUGGCAGAAGCUCCUCGACGAAUGGUCAUCGUGUCCUGUCUGUCCACUCGAGGAUGCUGAUGUCCGACAUGCAGGGGACUUAACUCUUACCAACAUGGGCCUCAGUAACUCAGGUCCCUACUCUAAUAAGCCACGUAAGAUUUUCCACCGUGCCCUGACGGCCAGCAAGCUGACCUGGGAGGACAAACAUCUCCAGUUGGUUCUCCGGGAGGACUUCUGUCACUGUCUCCGCCACCAGUUUGACCUCUUCGACCAGCAGGGCGUCCCCCUCUGGAAUGAACAUUUCCCAACUGCAUGUGCUAGAGUGGACGCUUUACGUUCCCAUGGUUACGUCAAGGAGUCUUUACGAUUGGCUGUCAGUAUUGUGAGGUCAUUGAAAAAGAAACAGAAACAUAACCAGCAGAUUUACAGGGGUCACAGCGAGGAAUCACCGAGUACUAGUCGCGGGUCGUGGAAGAAACCCCCACAGACCAACAAUACUGAGGGAUGGAUAGGCCAUGCGUUGGAUCCUUUGGGGGUACUUUUUGACACCCUCAUGGAGGCCUCGAUCAACACAGAGGACCCCACCCCUACAGAUCCACUGAGCAGUCGCCUAUUUGCUGGUGAGACUCCAAGUUGUCUUCCACCCCGCUACCACCAUGUGGCAAUCCCUGGUAACGGAGACCGUAACGAGUCGUACUUGACAUUUGCCCUAGAGGUGGCGCUAAUCGGUCUGAGCCAGCAGAGGCAGAUGCCAACAGGGCUGUAUGCCCAGGAAAAGGCAUGUAAACAAGAGGAAAAACUCAUCGCCAAACUACAUAAUAUAGAGCUCGACCCUACGCUGGUAUCUGUGUUCAGUAAACAGGCCACUCUCAUGUUGGAAGGAGGCAGUCACAGUGGUCUAGGUAUAGGGAUACACUCGGAGAGCUACCCAAUGCACACAUUUGCAAAGUUCCUGUUCAACAGCCUUCUGUCCCACGACCAGGACCUGGCUUACAAAGUCGGCCUUCGGGCGAUGAGAUUGCCAGUUUUGGAGGAUACAGAAGAUAUAGAUGAUGGAUUAAAUAACAUCGGGUCAGCCAUGCUCAGCCGCUUCCCUCGUUGGUUCAUCCUGGGUCACAUCGAGAGCAAGCAGUGCGAGCUCUCCUGUACCCUUCUGGCUGCAGCCAAGGGGGACAUCCGGAGGUUACGUACGGUGCUGGAGGUAGCGCACAAACACAUCCACAGCUCGUCACAGCUCUUCAAACUUGCUCAGGAUGUGUUCAAGAUAGCCACACCACCAGACACGCCCAAACACAUGGGUGCACUCAACGCAGCAUUUGAGCUUGGCCUACAGGUGAUGAAGAUGACGCUCAUGACGAUGAAUUGGCGUCGUCGUGAGAUGGUUCGAUGGCUAGUGACCUGUGCGACAGAGGUCGGAGUUCAAGCAUUGGUGUCAAUCAUGCAGAACUGGUACGCUUUGUUCCAGCCAAUCGAGGCUACAGGAAUGGUUGCCACGACGAUAAUGUCUCAUACAACAAUGAUGCAGUUGAAUGUGAACUUUCACCAGCAAGAGGAUCUAGCAAACUGUGCUCGGACCUUGGCACUGCAGUGUGCCACCAAAGAUCCUCAGAAUUGUGCUUUGUGUGCUCUCACUCUGUGUGAAAAGGACCCCAUAGCAUUUGAAACAGCCUACCAAAUAGUCAUAGAGGCUGCCUCCCACAUAAUGAACUCCAGUCAGUUGUUCACGAUAGCUCGGUACAUGGAGCACCGAGGCUAUCCCAAUCGUGCAUACAAACUUGCCCUUCUCGCCAUGAAAAAUCUACAUCUCGCUUACAAUCAGGACACUCAUCCCGCCAUCAACGACAUUCACUGGGCAUGUGCGCUAAGCCACUCGCUCGGAAAAAACGAACUAGCCAAUGUCAUUCCCGUCCUGGUUAAAAACGUUCAGUGUGCGACAGUGCUAUCAGACAUUCUGCGGAGGUGCACACUGUCAGCUCCUGGCUUAGCCAGCCAGGAUGGAAAGCGACGUGCCAUCAAACUUUUGUCAUACGACAAGCUUCCGCUACGCCAGCUCAUGGAUGCCACGAUACAUGCCUACAUCAGCACAACACAUUCAAAACUCACACAUAUCAGUCCGCGUCACUACGGAGACUUCAUAGAGUUUCUCAGCAAGGCACGGGAAACAUUUCUACUGGCUCAGGAUGGACUUAUAAAGUUUGCACAGUUAAUCGAAAAUAUGAAACUUGUUUAUAAAGGUAAAAAGAAACUCAUGUACCUCAUUAAGGAGAGGUUUGGAUUAUGAUGUCAGCUUCACAGUGUGUAAAGGUGAACUUAUCAACAGAGCUAAGCAUUCCAUGGGUAUUCUGAGCUGUUGGCACGAAUGUGUGUCGACGACAGUAAGCUGUCUCCUUGGUGCUGGGCGCGCUGCUAUCCCUUCUGUGGUCUCGCCUGGGAUAAACACAGAUGACAACCAAGAUUGUCCUACCCCAUUGGCUUUAAGUACAUAAGGUUUACCUGUCUCUGGUGCUAGUCAAGUUGUAGGGGUUAGUCUCUACAAAGUGGACACACAAUGUAUUUCCAAUGUUCGUGAAUGUGUGUAAGGAGGUCUAUGUGCCACACAGAAUCAGAAUGUGACUUUCUGUUGUGGAAAUACGUACCAGUGAGCCGAGUCCAGCACCAUUAUGUUUCCUUUAACUCCAAUGACUCUUGCAUGUAUAAAAAGAGCAUGCAUCGAGCAGAUAUGUGAAAACAUAUGUGUACACAUUCACAAGGAAUACAUGUGUAUAUGUGACCUGCCUACCGUUGUAGGGAGGAGAGUUGUACUGAUGGAGGGUGACCAGUCAAAGGCCACACCCACAGUUUACACUGCAAGGGACCAAGAUUCUAUAAUCAUUCAAACUUUUCCUGUUACCUCAUCAGUCUGUGAUUUGACAAAGAUAGAUUUGGUGUUGCCUGCCUGCUAGUGGAGUGUCUUUAUACACGUAUAUACACAAAGACUAGCUCAUGUACCAUGACAGAAAUUAUUGUAUACAUUAGAUUUUUUUCUGUUGAAUCCUUGACAAAAAAACUCCACCAGUCUUUAUUACAAGUUUUUGUUUAUUUUGGAAAUCAUGGUAACAAAUCAUUGAUGAAUUGAAGACUUUUAAAUUUGUUGUAAAUGUAGAUUUCACCAAUCCCGAAACAGUUGGUCUCUGUGUCUCUGAUCACACCAAGUAGAAUAUUAUAUUUUAUUUGUUAUAUGACUUUUCCUUGAUUCUUUUGUUUUGUAGACUAUUUAAUGAGACAUUUCUACCUUUUUGAACCGACAAGUUCUUCUCUGACCUCAAAAUCUGUAUGUCUGUUUACAGUCGCCCUAACACAGACGGAAGUAGCAUUAUGUGAUUGGUCUAAACUGAUGAAUACGGUGUUUAAAAAGAAAGAUUGUUCUUUGUUAUUUCCUUUUUAUUUAUGAAAUACAAUAUAUAUAUAUAUAUAUGUGUGUUUGUUUGGAAUAACAUUUCCCCCAAUUUUCCCUUUUAGUGAUAACAAUCGUGUCACUAUGCAUGUGUUUUUGCAUGGCCUUGCUUAAACAUUUAGUUCUUUUUUCAGGUGGUGCUAAAGGAUUUUAUUUCAAGUGAAUCUUUAUGAAAUUGUUGAAUGAAAUUGUUUAAAAACGUUAAUGUUGAUCAGUUUUGAGUUAAUUUCUAGUUUAUUUAAAAAGAUGUACAGCAGAAUAUUGAUGGUAGGCAGUGUGUAUAAAACCAACUCUAGGCUUUCUGAUACUCGUAUCAUACCCUGUAGUACCAUUUACUGCUAUAUUCCUUUUAUUGUUUCGAGGAUCUGGCAGUAAUAUAAUUGGUAGAAAAUGUCUUGCAGUGUUUGUGAAUUGUAUGAUAGAUGUCUGACAGUGUGUAUGAAUUGUAUGAUAGAUGUCUGUCAAUGUGUAUGAAUUGUAUGAUAGAAUAAGAUGUCUGACAGUGUGUAUGAAUUGUAUGAUAGAAUAAGAUGUCUGACAGUGUGUAUCAAUGCAAUUGCAUGAUAGAUGUCUGACAGUGUGUAUGAAUUGUAUGAUAGAAUAAGAUGUCUGACAGUGUGUAUCAAUGCGAUUGCAUGAUAGAUGUCUGACAGUAUGUAUGAAUUGUAUGAUAGAAUAAGAUAUCUGACAGUGUGUAUCAAUGCAAUUGUAUGAUAGAUGUCUGUCAAUGUGUAUGAAUUGUAUGAUAGAAUAAGAUGUCUGACAGUGGGAAUCAAUGCAAUUGUAUGAUAGAUGUCUGACAGUAUGUAUGAAUUGUAUGAUAGAAUAAGAUGUCUGACAGUGUGUAUGAAUUGUAUGAUAGAUGUCUGACAGUGUGUAUGAAUUAUAUGAUAGUUGAUGUCUGACAGUGUGUAUGAAUUGUAUGAUAGUUGAUGCGUUAUUGAAACAUUGGUUACGACAGGGUAGAAGGUGUGCUAUGGUAGUAAAUUUUAAACUAUAAAACAAAAUUAAGAGAAUGGUUACCUAGCAAUCUAAAUGCUAAAAGCAUUUCACCACAUAUUUUGGAAUUAGUGCUGUACUAACAAUGUUUUGCUGUACAAGCAUAUUGGUACGUGUACCAAUGUGAACUCUGACCUUAUAUUAGCUACCAGUGUGAACUCUGACCUUAUAUUAGCUACCAGUGUGAACUCUGACCUUAUAAGCUACUAGUGUGAACUCUGACCUUAUAAGCUACCAGUGUGAACUCUGACUUUAGCUACCAGUGUGAACUCUGACCUUUGCUACCAGUGUGAACUCUGACUUAAGCUACUGGUGUGAACUCUCAUCUUAUAGUUUGCAUUAUGAAAUUUUACACUCUUAAAAUUCUUUUUAUUUAUUCAAGGAAAUUAAAUCAGAGGUAAGGUUAGGAUAUUGUUUAAGGAUCGCAUGGUCCUAUUGUGUUUAUCACUGUAAAUAUUAACUGUACUCGUGAGCAAAAAUACUUUAAAAUAUUAAGGAUGAGUGUAUGAGAUGGCCACUGAACAUAGAUUAUAUUUGAAACAUACAGUGGUUAGAUGAAAUAAAGUUAAACAUAAUUUUCAGCAGUAAUCGUUUUUCAAGUUUAAGUGAGAUUCAGUAAUUACAUAAUUAUAAUACAAUCUGUGGUACAGUCAUUUUUUCAAUCUCAAAUUUAUGUUUUUCUAGAUAUCCUGUUUUAUACCGUCUACACACACAUCUACAUACCGGUAAUACUUUACUUCUACUAAAUAACAUUGAUCUUAUUAUUUGCAAUAACUUUUUUAUCAUUCAGGGUUUUUCAUUUAUGAUAGUCACAUAUUUCCCCCUCCUGCACUGUACAUGUUUAUGUCGACCGAACAUUUUGUAUUUGAAUAUAUUUUUUUCAUUAUUGUAUAUUGAUGUAUGAAGACAUUCAUACUGGUACUGUCUAAAUAUCAGCUGACAAAUUUGUUAUUGUGUUUUGAAUACCUGUAGUUGUUCCCUGUCUUGAUUGGAGCUCUCUAUUCUUGUUGUCAUGACAACUGUGUUCCUAAUUAUGAGAGGUAAUGAUGUUCAUUCCAUUUUGUUGUACACUUUUAUACUUUUCCAGAUUUGAUUUCUUUCCUUUCUUUUUCCCUUUAACUUCUCCCCCAUUAAACAAAAGAAAAUAUAAAUUAGCAAUAACAUCAUAUUGUGCAAUAAUUUCAGGAGGAAAGUAUUAUUUUGUAGUAUAUUUGUAUAGCUGAUCCCUCAUUUCAGUUUGGUCAUGACAUUGAUUACCAGUAAAUAAUUUAUCUGUAAAGGAAUUGACCUUUAUUGAAAUAAUGUAUCUGUAAAGGAAUAACCUUUAUUGAAAUAAUUUAUCUGUAAAGGAAGUAAAGGAAUUAACCUUCAUUGAAAUAAUUUAUCUGUAAAGGAAUUAACCUUUAUUGAAAUGAUUUAUCUGAAAAGGAAGUAAAGGAAUUAACCUUCAUAUAUUGAAAUGAUUUAUCUGUAAAGGAAGUAAAGGAAUUAACCUUUAUUGAAAUGAUUUAUCUGUAAAGGAAUUAACCUUUAUUGAAAUGAUUUAUCUGUAAAGGAAGUAAAGGAAUUAACCUUUAUUGAAAUGAUUUAUCUGUAAAGGAAUUAACCUUUAUUGAAAUGAUUUAUCUGUAAAGGAAGUAAAGGAAUUAACCUUUAUUGAAAUGAUUUAUCUGUAAAGGAAUUAACCUUUAUUGAAAUGUUUUAUCUGUA
Messenger RNA from Mizuhopecten yessoensis (Yesso scallop), 7231 nucleotides. RefSeq names its product zinc finger SWIM domain-containing protein 6-like. The coding region runs from base 17 to 3370 and encodes 1117 amino acids. The record is from RefSeq and is a predicted model, not a curated record. Gene Ontology annotation, cellular component: Cul2-RING ubiquitin ligase complex. Gene Ontology annotation, molecular function: zinc ion binding. Lineage: Eukaryota; Metazoa; Mollusca; Bivalvia; Pectinida; Pectinidae. The transcript is spliced from 13 exons.